GCAAGCUGCUAGUAGUACUGCAAGGUUUAGGUUAAAGGCUUAAUUAGGGUUUUUGCAGAGAGAAACAAGGGAAAGAAGAAGAAGAAGAGCAGUGAAGUAGAAGCCAUGAGCAGGAGUUUAGGAAUACCAGUAAAGCUUCUCCACGAAGCCGCUGGGCACGUGGUGACGGUGGAGCUCAAGAGCGGUGAGCUCUACAGAGGAAGCAUGAUCGAGUGCGAGGAUAACUGGAACUGUCAGCUCGAGAACAUCACCUUCACUGCUAAGGAUGGGAAGGUCUCGCAGCUUGAACAUGUUUUUAUAAGAGGCAGCAAAGUUAGGUUUAUGGUGAUACCAGACAUGCUAAAGAAUGCUCCAAUGUUCAAGCGUCUAGAUGCUAAAAUCAAGGGUAAGGGCGCAUCACUUGGAGUCGGAAGGGGUAGAGCUGUAGCAAUGCGGGCUAAAGCUCAAGCUGCAGGGCGAGGAGCAGCUGGUAGAGGCGCUGUACCACCUGUACGGAGGUAAAAAUCCUCGCCGGAGUAUGCAUGCCUUAAGUUAACGAUAUGUCCACUGGUACCGUAGUAUGUGUUGCCUUCAGCUAAGGAUCUGUCUUUUGGUACCAUCAGAAUUUGGUGUAAAAGUUUAGUGUUAGUUUGCUUGGGAAGAGGGAAGGAAAGUAGUAGUAUAAAUCUAAUCAAUCGAAAUCGUGACAGGCUGCUCUCUAUUUAUAUUCAUGUUUUGGAUGGUAAAUGUUUUUUGACUGUUGAAUGUAUCUGGCUUUUCAGUAUGCGAA
This is a messenger RNA of Humulus lupulus (European hop), 769 nucleotides long. RefSeq names its product small nuclear ribonucleoprotein SmD3b. Gene Ontology annotation, cellular component: U5 snRNP; spliceosomal tri-snRNP complex; U4 snRNP. The transcript has 5 exons. NCBI's taxonomy places the organism in Eukaryota, Viridiplantae, Streptophyta, Magnoliopsida, Rosales, Cannabaceae. Gene Ontology annotation, biological process: spliceosomal snRNP assembly; RNA processing. The record is from RefSeq and is a predicted model, not a curated record. Bases 106 to 501 code for a protein of 131 amino acids. Gene Ontology annotation, molecular function: RNA binding.